AUGCUCUUCUCCUCUCCCGUAGAUUUGCAACGCGUCUGCUGUUUAUUUGUGACUGAUUUAAAUGUUCCGGAAAUUGUUGAUUUUCGUGAUAAUGUCACACUUUCGUGCAGCUAUGAAAUGAGUGGCCAUACAUUAAAUUCUGUCAAAUGGUAUAAGGACAAAAUGGAAUUUUUCAGAUAUUCGCCGAUGAUGCAUCCGGUCUAUAUAAAAUUCCCUGUAACGGGCGUCCAUUUGCCCGAUGGCAAAUACUAUUGUAAUGAGUCAUCGUGCAAGGUGGAAUUGAGUAUGCUCAGUGCCAAGUCAUCAGGCGUAUACAAAUGCGAAGUGUCGGGGGAUGCGCCACAUUUCCAGUUGGCUGCCAAAGAAGAUAAUAUGACAGUGGCAGCACUACCACAGAGUGAUCCACUAAUAGAAAGCUUUAAUCCCAUGUACCGUAUGGAAGAUUUUCUAAGUGCCACAUGUACCUCUGAUUAUUCUAGUGUACCGACACGGUUGACCUGGUACAUUAAUGGCGAACAGGCAUCUCUUGGCGAACUACAACCUAAUGUAGACACCAGUAUAUCCGCCCAUGGUUAUAUCCUGAGACGUAUAAAAUUACAGGUUCAUUUUUACUUGAGUGGUCCUCGAUUCUUUCAUGCCGGCAAAAUACUAAAUCUCAAAUGUGUUGCGGAAAUUGAAAAUUUCCCUGAGCUAACGCGUGAAACAUCUCUGAAUGCGGUUCUCAUUCCCUACGACAAUUUAAAUAAUCAAAUGUUAAUUCAUGCCGGAUCAAGUGCGACCAUCAACAGUCCUGUGUCCGUGACCUACACAUUGCUCACCGUAGUUGUGGCCACUGCGGUGAUAUUCUCAACAGUUUUCCGCUUCAGCAAGUUAUGA
Messenger RNA from Musca vetustissima, 876 nucleotides. RefSeq lists its product as uncharacterized. The coding region runs from base 1 to 876 and encodes 291 amino acids. The transcript is spliced from 5 exons. Lineage: Eukaryota; Metazoa; Arthropoda; Insecta; Diptera; Muscidae. The record is from RefSeq and is a predicted model, not a curated record.